CUUUGAUAGUGCUUGGUAAAGGAAUGGGAAGGCUCUAUUUGUUCCCGUGCCAAUGAAUGCAUGCCGCAUCUCGCAUUGCACUUGCGAACUAAAAAUCAACCCGACGUAAGUUCAUAAGUCAGACGAAUGGAAGUAGCGGUCUUUUCUUCUUUUUCUAAUCUUAAAUCUCUCUUUCUCUCUCUAUAUCUUCAACUUAGAUAUUUUAUAGUUUUUACCUUCAUUCACUUGUGAUUCUUGAAGCUUCAUAAAAUAAUCAGUUUGUGUUUGUAUCGACCCAAGCAUUGCUUUCUUGUUGGACUACCACGAAUACCUUAUAUACGAACACCUACCAUUAUACACCAUAGUUGCGAUAAUACUAUACCUUACAAAAUGUCGCUACCUUCCAACGUCCAUGUGUCUAAACACCCGUGCCUUAUGGCAAAGUUGAGUCGUCUGCGGUCCAAGAACACGGAUUCGCGGGAAGUCAAAUCGCUAGUAAACGACAUUGCUCUGAUUCUCGGGUGCGAAGCUCUAGCUUCAUCAUUGACACCUCACGAUGGACCAAAAGGCGAGACUCCUAUCGGAUUCGAAUACACCACGACUACGGUACGGCCGGAAGCGUUAUCAAUAGUGCCCAUUCUUAGAUCGGGGUUGGGCAUGGUAGAAGCAAUUCAAACCCUUCUUCCCGAGCCGGUCCCCGUGCACCACCUAGGGCUAUACCGAGAACCUAGCACACUCGAACCCGUCGAGUACUACAACAACUUGCCACACCAUAUCCCCACAUCGGCUACCGAGCCUGGAACCAAUGCUUCUAGCUUGGCUAUCAUUGUGGACCCAGUUAUUGCGACCGGAGGAACUUGUGCUGCCGCUAUCCAGACACUUAAAGAAUGGGGUGUUAAGAGAAUCAUUGUUCUAUCGGUCAUCGCCGCAGCACCAGGUGUAACAGUUGCCGCUAAGGAGUGGCCUGAGGCCGUCGAGAUAUGGGUUGCGGGUGUCGAUGCAGAACUCACACCAAACGGCAUGGUAAAGCCUGGUGUGGGAGACGUGGGUGACCGCUUAUUCUUGACGAUAGGAAAGUAAAGAUACCAGUGGGAAAUGCAUGGAUUCAAUAGACAUUGGCUAG
This is a messenger RNA of Hypoxylon trugodes, 1102 nucleotides long. RefSeq names its product PRTase-like protein. The transcript is spliced from 3 exons. The coding region runs from base 370 to 1059 and encodes 229 amino acids. NCBI's taxonomy places the organism in Eukaryota, Fungi, Ascomycota, Sordariomycetes, Xylariales, Hypoxylaceae. The record is from RefSeq and is a predicted model, not a curated record.